CGAAGGAUAUAAUCAAGGCCAAAACAUUACUCUCCAUGUGACAUUAAUCAGUAGUAAUUCUAAUGUCUGAGGGCCAACCAACUACUCAACCAUAAUGUUUGAAAAAUCUCUUUAUGACCUUAUAAAAGGUCUGAGGAACCACAAGGGGGCCGAGGAGGACUACAUACAAGACAGUCUUCGAGAGUGCAAGGCUGAGAUCAAGUCUCAGGAUACGGACAAGAAAGCUACUGCCCUAUUGAAACUAGUCUACUUGGAGAUGUUUGGGUAUGACAUGUCCUGGGCUUCGUUCCAUGUACUGGAAGUCAUGUCAUCUACCAAGUACCUGCAGAAGAGAGCUGGUUACCUUGCAGCUGUACAGAGCUUUAGACCAGAUACUGAAGUCUUAAUGUUGGCUACAAACCUGCUGAAGAAGGAUUUAGUGUCGCCUAGUAUCCCAAACAUGUCCCUCCCUUUGAUAACAUUGCCAAACAUUAUCACACCUUCACUCGCAAUGUCUUUGCUCCCAGAUGUUCUGUCCCGCAUUUCUCACUCCCAUGCUGUGACUCGUAAGAAGGCUGUUGUGUGUCUUUAUAGACUUGCACUGGUUUACCCCGAAGCGCUAAAAUUGGCAUGGCCUAAAAUCAAGGACCGUCUCAUGGAUGACGAAGAGGAUAGCAGCGUCACCACAGCGGUGAUCAACGUUGUGUGUGAACUCGGAUGGAGAAGACCACAUGACUUCCUGCCUCUGGCGCCCAGAUUCUUCGAACUAUUAGUGGAUGGAGGGAACAAUUGGAUGGCUAUCAAAAUCAUAAAGCUUUUCGCCACAUUAACACCGAUAGAACCACGAUUAACACGAAAGCUUAUUCGGCCCUUGAUCAACAUAAUUCAGACAACAACUGCCAUGUCAUUGCUCUAUGAAUGUAUCAACGGCAUAGUUCAGGGCGGUAUUCUUGAUGGUGAGGAAGGGCUGGAGGAAAAGAACGAGAUUGCAGAUCUCUGUCUCGGAAAGCUCAGAGGCAUGGUAGUCACAGAGUCCGAUCCCAAUUUAAAAUACGUUGCUCUCCUUGCCUUCAACAGAAUUGUGAUGUCUCACCCCGUCUUGGUGUCUGCUCAUCAGGAUGUGAUUAUGGAUUGUUUGGAGGAUCCGGACAUUUCAAUCCGACUGCGAGCCCUUGACCUCGUAACUCGAAUGGUAACAAGCGACACGCUUCAGUCAGUGGUGAAUCGACUUGUCGAUCAACUUUUUAAUGCCCGUCAAGCAACCAGAAGCACUCUGAGUGAGACAGGUAUACACACUGACAUGGAAGAGUUUACAUUAUCAGAAGGUCCAUACGCUCAAAAGAUACCGAUCGUUUUGCCAGACGAUUAUUGUAUUGAAGUCGUACACCGAAUUUUAGAUGUCUGCUCUUACAACAAUUAUUCAGAGCUGCCUGACUUCGAGUGGUAUGUUGACGUUCUUGUCCAGCUAGUCAAGCUGCUUCCUCCGGGCGUUGAAGACCUUCCUACUCAGUGCACUUCAUAUCGGGAUCCUGAGUACUACAAAAAUUGUGUUGCUUUCCGUAUCGGAUCGGAAAUACGCAAUAUCGCUGUUCGUGUUAGGGACGUUAGAAUGGAGGCAACCAGAGCUGCAGAGACUCUGAUUCUAGUUGACAACAAGCAGGGCCCAUCUCCCCUUAUCUCCAAACAAAUGAAUGACAUCUUAGGGCCUCUUGCCUGGAUCACUGGUGAAUUUGCAGAGCAUCUUGCAUAUCCUAGCCAAACCCUUCAAUCACUGAUCGAUAUGUCGAAUGUGUCCUUAUCGGCGAGCACGCUGUCCCUUUAUAUACAGGCUAUUCCCAAACUCCUGGCCAAUAUCGUUUGUAGUGAGGGCAAAGCGUGGGACUCAUUAAAGAACAGUGAAAUGUCUCUCUUAUUAGCUCGAAUCAUCGAAUUCCUUGAUUUUUUGGCUGCCCACCCAGACUUGGACGUGCAAGAAAGAGCCAUCGAAUUCCUAGAGGUCAUGCGCCUAGCAGCAGAUGCCGUCCAGUCGGAAACUCUAGAACUAGGCCAGGCUCCAUUCUUGCUGUCGUCUAUGGUUCCCAGCUUGUUCCAUGGACUAGAACUCAAUCCGGUCGCCACCAACGCCCAGAAGAAGGUUCCUUUGCCAGAUCAGCUUUGUCUAACACAGGAGUUCAACAAGCAUCUAUAUGGGCUUUUCAAUAACCCGGCCAAUGGACUUCCGGAGCCAGCAGGCCAACUACCAUCUCAGGUGUUUUAUCACGUUAGAGAAGCUUCAGCGCUAGAUAAGCAGCCCGUUGAAUUUGUACCUGUCGAUUUGCAACUUAAUUCAACAUACCAGGACCUCUCCAGUGGCCUUGGAGAUGGCACUGCCGCUUUAAAGCGGAGAGGGGAACGGAAAGAACGUAACAAGGAUGAUCCAUUUUAUAUUGCUGCUGAAGAUGAAACGUCCGGCACAUUGACCCCAUUUCACCAGACUCUCAACACUUCAAAUGGUAGUGGACUGGAUAUUGACUCUAUUCCCAUAGUUGACCUCAAAUUGAAUGGCGCCGGAAGCCAUCGCACUUUAACAUCUAUAUCACGCGAUAACCGACAAGGUGGCCCACGCCCUAAAAAGUACGAGAUCGCACCUGAUGAGAUGAUCGGACAGGAGGAUUCACCGCAUCUUGACUCCAAUGAUGAACCGAGUAAAGCCAAACGAUCUCUUCUACAGGUUGAUUCGAGUGGCCUCGAGCAUCUAUCUUUGGAUGCCAGGGGUGGCCCCUCGGUAGAUCCUACUAUUCCUACGAUGGCGGCCGGGCAUGAUGCAGAAAUGGCUAUGGCUGUGCAGAAAGUGGAAAAGCUGCGGCUAGAGAUGCAAAGAGCGUCAGAACGUGUUCAUCCGAAUGGCAUCCCUGCGGAAGGGACGCUGGUAAGGAAAAAAAGAAAACUAAAAAAGCCUACACGUAUUGGAUCCCAGGAAGCUGCACUGCUGAAGCCUAACGAUGAACUGUCGGUGGACAACACUCAACAAACAUUACCUUCAUCUGUGGCACCAAAGAAAAAGAAGAGAGCGAAAAAUAAAAUCAAUGCUGGCUCAGGUAGCGCACACUAAGGUAAAUCCACUCGUUUGUGAGUGUCAUGGACCAUGUAUCAGGAGGUUUGGUGGUUGGGAGUCGGAUGAGCCCGGUGGUAUUAGCUAGGAUAUCCAUCUGCUUGUCACAGUGAGCGAACCAUUUUUGAGGCUUUGAGAGUGUUCCCAGAGCCCUUUUUACGCCCUUGAUCAGAAAGCAGUAGCCUCACCUUGCAAGUGGUUGUCGCUACUAAAUUCCGACAAUCACACUGUUUGUCCGUUGCAAGAUACAAAUCACGUACAGUGAAGUCAUUUACCUAGAACUAGGGGAUCAGAAAUUGUACUAGAUUAAAUUAAUACAAUACUUAAAACGACCGUAUUCGAUUAGCGAAUACCUAGCCAAGGAUUAUGCCAACUUGCGAUUGAACAUCGCAACAGCAGCCGACCAUAACUCCGGAAUAAUCCUCAGAGCCUCGAAUGCAAGCCCACCACAGACCGCAAAGGCAAGAACAACUGUUGGGGCCUCAUUAGCCUCAGAAACCGCGAUAAUUCUG
Molecule: messenger RNA, 3582 nt
Organism: Aspergillus pseudotamarii
Lineage: Eukaryota; Fungi; Ascomycota; Eurotiomycetes; Eurotiales; Aspergillaceae
Product: putative AP-3 complex subunit delta
Exons: 6
Coding region: 95-3070 (991 amino acids)
Biological process (GO): protein targeting to vacuole; Golgi to vacuole transport
Cellular component (GO): membrane coat; AP-3 adaptor complex; endosome membrane
Source: RefSeq, a predicted model, not a curated record